AACCCCCCGACGAAGAGGAAGGGGAGGAAGUAAGGAUCUAUGCCGAUUCCCUUUUGCACACCGGUCCGGCGCUACUGGGAUAUUGUUUUGUAUCUAGUGUACACAUUUCAUUUUUCUCGAGGGCUUAUUUACGUAUAAGCUGAUACUAGGCAAAUUGCAUUUAAGCAUUGAACGCGUAGCAGGACCCCCGGUUAUGCUAUGACCAAACCGACGAUAGUAUCCUUGGAAUCAUUGCAUUCCUCUCCUUGCCUGUUCGGCUCGUCCUAUGCGGCCUUUGUGCGUAUGUAACAUUCUGCUUCACGGAUUUCAAAUUGUUCUGAACAAAAGCAUGUGCGAGUUGUUGGCUGGCCCACAGCCGCAACCAACGGGAUCAUUUCAUUUUGGCGAGCCUUUUGUUGAGGCUUUAAUAUUGUUGCUAGCUUCGACCUACGUCAACGCAAAGGGCAUUUCACGCGCCAUCAGUCAGAAAGGUUGCAUCCCCAAAGCAAGAAAGGGCCACCGAAGCCGGGUGGUGGGCCAGAUCCUUAGCAGUGUAUGUUGUUUGGCCCCCCACACCAGGGACGAGCUUCGCUAUUGCACAAAGGCGCUGGCGACUUCCCGUUCGUCCAGAUUGAGUGUACCGCCUACGCUACAUUUCUUCGCUGCCCUCGCCACGGGACGGAAUAUAGGGUGUCUCCUUGCUGCUAGUAAUGCGGGUCUUGCGCAAUAUCCAUAUCUUGCGGCGAUUGCUUGGAAUGCUAGGAUUUACAGAUCUACCAACUUCCUUUCUUAGUCUCAUUCGGUUGUUGCAGGGUCUUGGCCCUGACGGUGUUAGGCACAUCUAUUCAGAUUCUGUGGUGGCCCCGUUCCACUGCUGUCAAAGUCGUUGCU
Messenger RNA from Cantharellus anzutake, 870 nucleotides. RefSeq lists its product as uncharacterized. The transcript is spliced from 2 exons. Bases 266 to 772 code for a protein of 168 amino acids. The record is from RefSeq and is a predicted model, not a curated record. Lineage: Eukaryota; Fungi; Basidiomycota; Agaricomycetes; Cantharellales; Hydnaceae.